AUAACAAAAGUUGCUCAGAAAGUUUAAUUAGAUACUUAAAUUUUCAUAUUUACUAAAAACGCGGUUACGUGCACGUGGGCAACAUUGAAUCAAAAGGAAUCACUUGUCGCAACAUGCCAUGUCCAUUAUACAAGUUUGAAGAUUUCAUUAUGAUUACGCAUAUGCUUAUAGGUAGGGGUAGCAAUGUUCGAGUAUAUAAAAUCAAAUGGUAUUCGCUUUAAUCUCAAACACUCAGUGACAGGUAUAAGUGCAAGGUAGAUAAAUUGAACCACAUUUUAUCGAGAUGAACAUUUUACCAAUCUUACUUUUAAUAAGUUUCUAUUGGGCUGCUGUACAGUCGCAACCGGCGGUAACGAAUGAAUUGGAAAAUCUUUCUCCGAACUCACCUAUUGAAAGUGACACCAAAGAACUUCAUGUUCGGCAUAAGAGAACUCUAUUAUUAAAAAAGAAGCUUAUUGGUGCAGGGUUAUUUGGACUUGGUCUUGGACUCGCCAAAGGGUAUAAAGCUGGGUAUCACUACUCGCCAGAAGUACAUCAUGUUUACAUUGCUCCUCCACCCCCUGUUAGAUAUGUUGAGUACGUGGAGAAACCAGUAUUCAUAGAGAAAAUAGUGGAAAGACCAGUAGAAAAGUCACUCGUUGAAUACAACAAGCACUGGUCUUCACACAAUGAACCAUUGUCUUUCUAUGGAUACCCAUAAUUGUUUAUGUGUGAGUGAUUUAUUUUAAAAAAUGUCCACAUUGUGUUAUAUUCUAUUUUAAGAUUGUUUUUACAUUUGCUGUUGAAGUUGAUUUAUGUAUGUUGUAUAUUAUAUAUACUUACGUUGUUGUUACAAAUUUAUGUUUUUCGUUCUAUUGUACAUAUUUUUAAGAAAAACAGUUUACUUUUUUAUGUAUUCAAUAAAAUAAUUCAGUAAAACGUAUUUACGUCACAAACGUAGAAUUACUGUUAAAUUUUAAAUGUCUGGAUGUUGCAAUGAAUACAGUGUAAUGUUUAUAAAAUUUACACUGCUUUGAAAGAAAAAAAAAUUAAACUAACUUACUUUUAAACACACUGUUAUUAGUUUGUUAUGUUUGUAUAUGCGUAACGGAAUCUUUGAACGUGAUUUUCACCUACUUUAAAAUGUCGAAUUAAAUUGAAACUUAUAAUUGGCCCACCCGGGAAAAAAUGAUCAGAUCUGAUCAGAUACACAGAAAAAAAAUUAACUUGAUUCAAGA
Cotesia glomerata is the source of this 1217-nucleotide messenger RNA. RefSeq lists its product as uncharacterized. The record is from RefSeq and is a predicted model, not a curated record. The coding region runs from base 284 to 700 and encodes 138 amino acids. Lineage: Eukaryota; Metazoa; Arthropoda; Insecta; Hymenoptera; Braconidae. The transcript is spliced from 3 exons.